Messenger RNA from Echinostoma caproni, 660 nucleotides. The record is from the annotation of a GenBank genome assembly. Lineage: Eukaryota; Metazoa; Platyhelminthes; Trematoda; Plagiorchiida; Echinostomatidae.
AUGAGGCGUCCUGCGUCUAAAGUGGCCAACGGUGGACUAGUUGCCUAUCGAAAAUUGAAGGCCAAGGAGAUUGUAGAUCAAGCAAAUAGGCGAGAAAAUCCAUUACCCCUUCGGCGGACUGAUGAAUUACCCAUCCUGGACAAUGUUCCGUUGACCGUUGAAUGUUGUUAUCCGAAAUCGUGUUCACCAGAGCUGCUAGACGACAUGCUGAAUGUUCUCUACAACAAUAUGAAGGGUUUUUAUGACCAAUCCAGUUGGGAGUGGGAUACAGAAAAAAAACGGGAAGAAGCAUUCUCAUCCAAGUCACGGCUUCUUAUUUGCCGUGUCGCUGAUACUGAGUUUCCAACCUCUACUGCAGUGGCUGGUUUUGUCAGUUUUCGUUUCGAACGGGAGGUGGAUCGCCCUGUUCUCUAUUGUUAUGAAAUACAGUUGCGUGAACAGUAUCGUGGACGUUCGAUUGGAUGCUAUUUAAUGAACUUACUAUUUUUAAUUGCGAAAGAUUGUAAAAUGGACAGAGUGAUGCUGACAGUUUUCAAAUUCAAUGAGCGAGCACUGCGGUUUUUCCGGGCCCUGGGAUUUGUCAAAGAUGAGACUGAUCCGUCGAAUUUCAAAGGGAAUCCAAAAGUUGACUACAUAAUCAUGUCAAAAAGUGUGAUGUAA